Molecule: messenger RNA, 2016 nt
Organism: Sporisorium graminicola
Lineage: Eukaryota; Fungi; Basidiomycota; Ustilaginomycetes; Ustilaginales; Ustilaginaceae
Exons: 1
Coding region: 1-2016 (671 amino acids)
Biological process (GO): protein phosphorylation
Molecular function (GO): protein kinase activity; ATP binding
Source: RefSeq, a predicted model, not a curated record
AUGGCGUCGCUAAUCCCACCAAAGAAGCCGCGCAAGCCGGGUAUGCCUAAGCUUACGAUUCCGGCCAGACCCACCUCGUCUUCUUCGGCCCCUGGCGGGUCGCUCCAACGCGAUGAUGCGCCUGUCGAUGCCGCAAACGCACGUCCAACGCUUCAGCAGCAGUCAAGCCAGCAAUCACAGCGACCACAACCCUCGCUCGUGAUCCCACAAGCCUCGUCGUCGUCGUCUUUGACCGUCGGUGGCGGUCAUGCUUACCAGGACGAAGGCUACGAAGAUGGGCAUCCCGGUAUCUUUAGUUCGACCACUUCCACCAUUUACCCAGACACCGUACCGCACCUCACCAAUGCGCAGAUGCACACCGCCAUCACUGACGACUUACGACGCGCUAUCGGCGGUAUGUCCAUGUCCGACACUGAGGGCGAGCUGCUCGAUGCCAACGGCCUCAGGAUACCCGUCACCGGCGGCAAAAACUCGUCCAACGGCUAUUGGAUGACCAGCGACUCGGCCAACACCAGCAGCAAUGGGCACGGCCGCACCUCCAACCCCGAAGGCGCCGAUGUAAAUGCUGGUAGCACUGAUGCUGCAUCAUCGCAACAAACUCAGUAUCGCCCAAGAACCGAUUCGAGCGCCUCGGUAGCAUCAACGCGUGCGAGCACUGCAGGCGGACACGACGACGAUCUAGCGUUGGCCGGCAACUUUGAGAUGCUCUCUCGACUCGGCGAAGGCGCGAGUGGUGAAGUGCACAAGGUUCGACACCGUCCCACUGGUCUGAUCAUGGCGAAAAAGACCAUUUCCACCUCGCCAAACCCCGCGAUCCACCGUCAAAUCCUGCGCGAGCUCGCCUUCAACCGCUCGUGUCACUCGGAUUACAUUGUGCGCUACUACGGUGCCUUCCUUGAAGACCAGGAUACGUCGAUCGCUAUCUGCAUGGAGUACGCCGAAGCGGGCUCGCUCGACGCCAUCUACAAGAAAGUCAAGAGUCGCAACGGCAGGACGGGCGAAAAGGUGCUAGGCAAAGUGGCAGAGUGCGUGCUCAAAGGACUAAGCUACCUGCACGAACGCAAGAUCAUCCAUCGAGACAUCAAGCCGAGCAACAUUGUGGUCACUCGCGAAGGACAGAUCAAAUUGUGCGACUUUGGCGUUUCGGGCGAGCUCAUUAAUUCUGUCGCAGGCACUUUCACAGGUACAAGCUACUACAUGGCACCAGAGAGGAUCCGAGGAUUGGCGUAUACCAUCACCUCGGACGUGUGGUCGCUGGGCCUGACCAUCUUGGAAGUGGCAAGCAACCGCUUCCCCUUUCCUGCGGAAGGCGAGCCGCCGCUAGGACCCAUCGACCUGCUCUCGUACGUGGUCAACAUGAAGGUGCCCGAGCUGCAGGACGAUGAAGCGGCGGGUGUCAAGUGGUCGAGGGCGUUGCGAGACUUUAUCGAGCGGUGUCUCGAGAAGGAGCCGACCAAGCGACCGGGUCCUCACAAGAUGAUCAGCCAUCCUUUUAUACGCAAGUCGGAAACGCGACAGCCUCAGCCAGACAUUGCCAAGUUUGUUGCCGACGUUUACGGUUGGAGCUACCUGCCCAGUUCGAUCGCGAAUCAGCAGCAGCAGACGCCUACACAGGCGACAUCAUCCAAUAGAGGAUCCCUGGCAAGGAUCCCAAGCGUACGCUCUGCGCCCGUAGCUUCAGCUGCGCUGAGCGCCAUUACGGGUCAGCAGCCACAGGAAUCGCUGCCAGUGCCCCAAGUGACGACGACGCAACUUGAUGCUUCGCCUUCGCUAACGCCAGUCAAGACCGAAGCGUCAGGGGUGCGCACGCUCCCCAAGAUAUCGGUGGCAGUCGAUGCCGGGCGACACUCAGACCAGCUUGCAGAUGGAACCAGCGAGGCGGCGACAUUAGUUCCAUCGUUCACACGAUCGCACAGCCAGCAGCGAAGCCAAGAGGAGCGAUUGGCGGCCAAGCUGCGGGAGGCGGAUGUUGGAUUGGUGGGCAGCCCUACAACCACGACAGACGAGGACGUUUAG